Molecule: messenger RNA, 2478 nt
Organism: Polypterus senegalus (gray bichir)
Lineage: Eukaryota; Metazoa; Chordata; Cladistia; Polypteriformes; Polypteridae
Product: zinc finger protein 501-like
Exons: 3
Coding region: 17-1747 (576 amino acids)
Biological process (GO): regulation of transcription by RNA polymerase II
Molecular function (GO): RNA polymerase II cis-regulatory region sequence-specific DNA binding; DNA-binding transcription factor activity, RNA polymerase II-specific
Source: RefSeq, a predicted model, not a curated record
GCCGUGCUCAGUUCCAAUGAACCACCUGGAAUUGAUGAAUACUCCUGACCCGACUCAUUUGCAGUUUGGUUCCCACUGUCGCUGUCGGAUGGAGCAGAUGCUACAGUGUCAGGUCCCAGCAGAUCUGUUCCUUUGCUUCUGUUCCAGGAGCAAAGAAGCAGCAGCUGCGAUUUACUGUAAUGCCAAGAUGGACGUGAAAGUGGAGACGUGCGAAGAUGACAUAAAUACCACAGAGGUAAUGACUGUAAAUGUUAAGGAUGAGGACUGUGGAAAGGGGUGUGCCCACCCUAAACAGGGCAGUCACCGCAUAAAGGACGAGGAUUGUGAACCGGGGUCAGUGUGCAUCAAAGAAGAGGCAGAGGAGAUGACUGUCAACACUCAGUUGCACAAACCUAAAAGUGUGACGCCUGUCGACGUCAAGGUGAGGUCUGACGGGAAGAGGAAUGAGGAGAUUCCAUCUGAUGGGACUGAAGAAGAUCAACCAUCACCUACACAUCAAUCUGAUGAAAAUUUACAAGACACUGGCACCAUCUGCUUAUCUUCAUAUCCUCUCACAUCUCUGCAGUGCACAACAAAGCAAACGCGACAAAAUGAAAAUAUGAAGAUAUUAAUAUCUGGAUCACAGCUUUGGACCAAGGCCAUUUUGCACUGGAGUUCGCUGCCUGAUUUGAAACUAACCAGGACAGAUAAUAUGAGCACUCAACCACAGAAGAAAAAUUCUAAUUCUUCCGCUUUGUCCUUUUCAGAAGAGCAGAGGGAAAGGUUUGAACAGAAAUGUAAAUCCAAUGAUAAGCAGAACAGUUCUACAAGAAUGAAGCUGUCUUGCUGUUCUGAACUUGGUGAACAAUUUGGUGACGAUGGCAGUCCUCAGUUACAGACAAAGAUUCCCACUGGUCAGAAGGCAUAUUGCUGUUAUGAAUGUGGAAAAGAAUUCACCACCAGUAGCUCUCUUAAGCGGCACACAAGAAUUCACACUGGAGAGAAGCCAUAUUGCUGUUUUGAAUGUGGAAAAGAAUUCACUGCCAGUGGAACUCUUAAGCAGCACACACGAAUCCACACGGGCGAGAAACCAUUUUGUUGUUCUGAGUGUGGUAAACAAUUUGUUAACAAUAGCAGCCUGCAGUUACACACAAGAACUCACACCGGUCAGAAGGCAUAUUGCUGUUAUAAAUGUGGAAAGAAAUUCACGACCAGUGGUUCUCUUAAGCGGCACACGAGGAUUCACACCGGAGAGAGGCCGUAUUGCUGUUUUGAAUGUGGAAAAGAAUUCACCACCAGUGGGAUUCUUAAGCGGCACAUAAGAAUUCACACUGGAGAGAAGCCAUAUUGCUGCUCUGAGUGUGGAAAGGAAUUCACCACUAGUGGUACUCUUAAGCGGCACAGGAGAAUUCGCACUGGACAUAAACCGUUUUGCUGUUCUGAAUGUGGCAAGCACUUUGUUAACAGUAGCAAUUUUCAAUUACACAAAAGAAUUCACACCGGAAAUAAGCCGUAUUGCUGUUCCGAAUGUGGAAAACAAUUCUUACAAAUUGGCCACCUUCAGACACAUGCAAGAAUUCACACUGGACAGAAGCCAUACUGCUGCUCUGAAUGUGGAAAAGAAUUCUCACAAAUCGGCCACCUUCAGAAGCACACAUUAAUACAUAAUGGAGAGAAACCACACUGUUGUGCCGAGUGUGGAAAACAAUUCACCACCAGCGGUACUCUCAAGCAACACACAAGAAUUCAUACAGGAGAAAAGUCCUGAUUCACAGGACUAAUGAAAAGAAACUUCCAGGCCUGUGCUGACAUCCUACCAAUUACCAUAAAACAAACAGAAAAAAAAUUAAUUUGGGAACAAAACUGAUGCUACAUUGAGCCUCCUCUUUGAAUUUAAGGGGACAGCAGUGUAACAGAACUGCUGCAACUAAGGAGAGUGGUUCCAUUCUGUUCUGGUAGUAAGCACACCUAGACAUUUUGGGUGAGUUAAUCCCACGAGAAUGUGGCAAAUUAUUUAUUUACAGUGGUGACCCUCAGAAUUCAACCUGCUAAGAAAAUCUCCUGCCCCAGUCAGUGCAGCUAACCUCCAGAUGGCUUAGCAGAGAGGACCAGAGACUAAGGGACAAACGCCUAAUGAGAGACAUAAAGCAGCUUGAUUACUCCAUUGGAAAAUCUGUAACAUACCAGUUGCCACACCAUAGAUGUAUUGGUUACCUACUCCAGACAGAAUUAUGGAAAAUUAGAAUCUGCUGAUUACUUUGGACCAAUUCUAAUAUACAGAAAAACUGAAGCUCAUAAACCAUAUAUCCUUAUAAAAGAAAAUGCGUGGAUAAUUUAACUAUCAGUCCACAAAAUGAGGGGUUUUUACAGGCAACAUCAGUGUUAAACCAUGCUCUCCCAGUAAAUGUAGGAAAAUAAAGCUCAAUAAAGUAUCCAAGUAAUAGGUGAGGCUUAUUCAAAAAUUAAAAGAAAAGCCAAGCAAACUGACACCUUUUAUUG